AUGCCUGUGAGCACGUGCAGCACAGAUCUCUUGGUUAAAGUACAAGGACAGAAUGUACUACACGCCUGUAAGCAUGGCCUGUCUACCAGCCACAUGGGAUAGGGCUUCAAAAAGAGUUACUAGCAAGUUCAUUCUUUAACAAAAAAGGAAAGUUUGGAGAAGAACUUUACUUACCCCAUGUACAAAGGAGGAAGCUUCAAAAGAAGCCAUUCAUGUAUGGGUGGGGCUGCAGAAGGACCACAGCAGAGAAUCCCUCAACGGUAAGGAACUGUGUUAAUCAGGAGUGGCCAGAAGGCUCCUCUCCGGGCCUCAUGGGGAGAAACCCUGGUCUAAUGAGAGGCCUGGACCCGGCCUGUCAGGACCAAAGCAGCACGUGCGAGAAUGCUGUGGGCCAAGAGGCGGCGGUGGUUACCAACCCCAGCCCCGGCCCUGCAGCUGACCAUGCAGGUGACGCCUUGCCUGGGUGUCUCCAGUGCAGCUGAACAUCAGGGCCUCUGCUGGACGGAAGCACCAAGUCACCACUCUGCCCCCAGGGGCUGGAGCUGGACCACUGCUACGAGAGAGGACGCUGCUGUGGCUGCUCCAGCUUCAGCCCUUUCCCUGCACCAAGAUGUCCCAGCGGGCAGCUGGGUGCUCACAGUUCCCAUUGGGCCAUCAGAGGAGGAUCAAAGAUCAACCUUCCCGCGUGGGCCCCUGCCUGCCUGCCUGGGGGGCUUCCUGCCUGUCUCCUGGUCCCCCGGAGCUCCACAGACUCUGCCAGCUGCCGCUUUAAAGGUGGGAAGGAGUUUUCUGAUCCUCUGGACAUCCCUGCGGCUGGAGCUAGCGCCUUCCCCGCCCUCCGCCGGCCCGGGCCCCGGCCCCGUACUCUGCUGCAUCCUUCUCGGGGCUCCUCUGACCCAUUCCCGAGUCACCUGAGGGCGCUGCUUCCCCGCGGCCGCCCUGGGUUACUGCGGGGCCCGGACCUCAGCCUCCGCGCCCGAGAGACCCCAAGAGACCCCGGGGAGCCCGCCGGGGAGGCGCGGGCUCUGCUCCUGGGUCCCAAAGCACCGGCUGCGCCUUAG
This is a messenger RNA of Saimiri boliviensis boliviensis (Bolivian squirrel monkey), 1061 nucleotides long. NCBI's taxonomy places the organism in Eukaryota, Metazoa, Chordata, Mammalia, Primates, Cebidae. The record is from RefSeq and is a predicted model, not a curated record.